AUGCUGCCGGCUCUGCCUGUCCUCAGCGACUACGAUGUCUCUCCCAAGAACGGUUUUUUGCCAUCCGAGGUCCCUCUCGAAGUCCUCCCAGAUCCCUACUACCAGCCUUGGGAAACAGUAGCCCGAAACUUCCAGAGUCUGAUUCUCAGCAAGCGAUUGCGCCAAAUCGUCGACGAAUUGCCCACUCUCUCCACCGACCUUCUCCUCACCGAAGCAGAAUGGAGACGCGCAUAUAGCGUUUUGGGGUUCAUAGCUCAUGCCUACGUAUGGGGUGGUGACACACCUUCCGAUAUCAUCCCACCGCCCAUAUCCAUACCGUUUCUCAAGACCUGCGAGCACCUUGAAUUGCCUACGGUAGCCGCCUAUGCCGGAGUCGUCCUAUGGAAUUGGCGACCCCUGUUCCAGGGCGAGCCGAUCGACUCGCUUGAGAACCUAUCCACGCUGAUGACGUUCACCGGGUCCAUGGACGAGUCUUGGUUCUACCUAGUGUCGACGGCCAUUGAGGCGCGAGCUGGCCCUGUGAUCCCCUUGAUGAUUGAGGCCAUGGCCGCCGUGAGACGCAAUGAUGCUGCGACCGUCACGAGGCACCUGCGGCUGUUCGCCGAGAGGCUCGACGAGCUCGGCGUCCUCCUCGAGAGAAUGUAUGAGAGCUGCGAUCCUCACGUGUUCUAUCAUCGCAUCCGACCUUUCCUUGCUGGUGGUAGGAACAUGCAAGAUGCUGGCCUCCCUAACGGCCUCAUAUUCGAUGACGGUACCGGCAACCAGCCUUACGUCCAGUACAGCGGAGGCAGCAACGCGCAGAGCUCCAUCAUCCAGUUCUUCGACCUCGUACUCGGUGUAGAGCACCGGCCUACCGGCGAGAAGCGUAACGACGGAUCGGAGUCGGAGAGCGGAAUGCCAUCAGCGCCCAUGCAUAGUUUCAUCCUGGAGAUGCGCAAGUACAUGCCGGGCCCGCAUCGACGGUUCCUCGAGCACGUCGAGAGCGUCGCCAACAUCCGCGAAUACGCCCAGAACAACCAACACAACCGUGCCCUCGUGACCGCGUUCGAUGCCGCCCUCGCCAUGCUGCGGGCACUCCGAGACAAACACAUCCAGAUGGUGUCCCGCUACAUCAUCAUCAAGUCCCGCGAGACGCGGUCCAACUCGCGGUCCCUGAGCCCCAAGCAAGCAGCAUCGACGCGGAGAGUCAACAUCGCGACGAACCUGCAGCGUGGGGACAGCAAGAAGCUGAGGGGUACGGGCGGAACCGCACUGAUUUCGUUCUUGAAGCAGGCCCGCGACGAGACGGGCGAGCCGACCAUCGACGCUUGGGCUCGUCGUCUGCUCAACAAUGGUCCUGCGUGGGAGGACGGCGUGGCGCGUCUCGGGAAGAUGAGUGAGCACCUUGAUGGAGAGGUCGAGAUUGUGGGGAUGGCGGGUGCGUGGUCGGUGGACGACAGCGAGGGAGGUAUCUGCCACUGGUAG
Aaosphaeria arxii CBS 175.79 is the source of this 1464-nucleotide messenger RNA. Its product is annotated as indoleamine 2,3-dioxygenase alpha type. Gene Ontology annotation, cellular component: cytoplasm. Bases 1 to 1464 code for a protein of 487 amino acids. Gene Ontology annotation, biological process: 'de novo' NAD+ biosynthetic process from L-tryptophan. The transcript is spliced from 3 exons. NCBI's taxonomy places the organism in Eukaryota, Fungi, Ascomycota, Dothideomycetes, Pleosporales. The record is from RefSeq and is a predicted model, not a curated record. Gene Ontology annotation, molecular function: metal ion binding; heme binding; indoleamine 2,3-dioxygenase activity.